Molecule: messenger RNA, 2133 nt
Organism: Lucilia sericata (common green bottle fly)
Lineage: Eukaryota; Metazoa; Arthropoda; Insecta; Diptera; Calliphoridae
Exons: 1
Coding region: 68-2038 (656 amino acids)
Biological process (GO): proteolysis
Molecular function (GO): cysteine-type endopeptidase activity
Source: RefSeq, a predicted model, not a curated record
UACAGAAUUUUCACACAUUUAAAAUAAUCAUCGAAGCAGCAACAGCACGUCUUUGUUUACUUCAAAAAUGUCUAAAAAGGUGAUUAAAAACAAAAUAAGAAGGAGCAACAAGUUUUUUUGUACUUACAAAAAAAAAAUGUUUAAAAAAGUUAUUAAAAAACGAAAAACAUCAAAGAAAAAAAUUCUGAAGCCAGCGAUCGAAACGAAGAUUUCGGCGAGUGGUAUGACAGAGGAAAAUUUAGAAUUAAUGGGAUUGAAAAUAAAAAUAUUAACUGUUGAUUGUGGGAAACAUGAAAAGUGGCGAGUUUUUAAUAAAAUACCUAAUUAUGUGUACUAUGUAAAUAAUUUAAACUACGAGAUUGUAAAGGCACACAAUAUUUACGAACGUUUAUCAAUGUCAACAUUCGAACACUAUUCAUCAAUAAUUAUUUUUAUUAAUUGUCAAAAGGCCCGCUGCCGCAGAAAAAGUCUUUGUACAAUAAUUAAGGCAAUCCAAAGCAAUAAACGCAUACGGAAUCAAUUAAAAUUGAUUUGGGCUUCUUAUAGAGGAUACUCACAUGCAUUUACACCGGAUAUUCUUUUCGAUUCAAUGUUCGAAGAUUUCUUUAUUUUCAAGUCAAUGGAAUUAGAUAACACCACUUUGUUUCAAGAUCAUUUCGAAAGAGGAAUUCAAGUUCUUUUGCACCUAUUGACUUCCACCCCAUUUACGACGGCCCAAGAAAUCCAAAAAGUACUAAAAUGUCAAUAUUUAUUGAUACAGUUAAAAUCAACUGCCAGUUUAUAUUUCUAUGGUGUGAAUCCAGCAUUGGCCAUUAUCAUUAAUAAUUACUAUUUUACAAAUACUGAACUUGAGUUGGAUACUCGCGAGGGCAGUGAAAACGAUGUUCUCGAUUUGAUAAGAACAUUUAUAGAAACCCGAACUCCGUUUAUAGUAAUAAACGAUAUUAGUAAGGAUCAAUUUUUGAGAUGGAAAGAUUAUUUGUGUCGUAAAGAUAUGACAUAUCUUAAAAAUUUAUACUUUAUUACGAUGACUCAUGGCAGUUCCAAUAACAUUAUCUACACAAAUGAUGGAGAAAUAAACUUUAUCGAAGACAUUUUACUACCCAUACAAGCGAACGCAACGCUCAAGAAAACAAAUGUUACAUUCCUCAAUGUCCAUUGUCGUGGUGAUGUUUUCGCUGUUAAUGCUGAUGAUGAUGACUUCGAUAUAGAAUGUACUAAGAUAAAAGAUUUGAAAUGUAAUAUGUCGAUAAUGUUUAGCGUUCCCGAUUCUAUGAUAUCUGUUAGAUAUCCCACAAAAGGAACACCAGUUAUAAAUAGUUUUACUAGAAUAUUUUGUAACUUGGAUUCUACGUCAAAUGUUAAAAUUCUUCAUGAUAAAAUCUGGGAUCUUGUAAAGAAAGAUCCCUAUUACAAAUAUCUGGAUAUUUAUAGCGUGUCUACAGAAUUGGUGAUGGGUGAUUGUCCUCAUGAUGAUGGAGGUGGCAAUGAAAAAGAAUAUAAUAUUAAACCGAUACCUACCAAUCCAAAGCAAAUACUUCCAUUAUUUACCUCAAUAAAAAAUGAUUGUCCUAAUACGGACCUUAUAUGUAGUCCCGAAAAACUGCAUGAUACAUCAAACCAAGAAUGUUUAACACAAACACUAUCGGAAGAUGCCUCAUCAACGCUAUUGGACUUCAAAUCAUUUUGUUUAUAUGCCAACGUAAAUGGAAAUGUAUUUGGUGAAAAGUUGGGACAAUUGAAAAAAAAUACGAACGAAUCGGAUGACGAGUGGGCAGAUCAGUGGGAUGAUGAUUCGGAUAAUGAGUCGUAUAUGGAUAAGAAAAAUAAACGUAAAGAGGCAGAAAUUGAAUUUCGAAAACUUAUCUUGCCCUUUAUGGGCAGUACCAUUCUACAAGAUGAAAACAUUUUUGCACUCGAUGACAUUAACAGAGAAGAUGAGGGUAAUAGAGAUGACUUUAGUACAGCUAUACUAGAUUAUAGAACAUUAAUAAAGGCUUUGGAUUAUGAACUGGGCAUUUCGGUAGAACACUACUAAUUGAAAUAAAAUAACUAUAACUAUAAAAAAACAUUAUUAACUGGACACUACUAAUUUUAAUAAAAUAUAUCAUAAUAAUUUGUGUGGUGUGCAAA